Molecule: messenger RNA, 3204 nt
Organism: Quercus lobata
Lineage: Eukaryota; Viridiplantae; Streptophyta; Magnoliopsida; Fagales; Fagaceae
Exons: 10
Coding region: 283-2886 (867 amino acids)
Molecular function (GO): protein binding
Source: RefSeq, a predicted model, not a curated record
AGAGAGAAAGGGUUUUCGGUGCAAAGCGUGCAAGAGACAGAAGGAUAUAAGAGAGAGAGAGAGAGAGAGAGAGAGAGAAGUUUGGAUAUAACCUUGUCUUUGUUAUUUUUAGACCUUCUUUUUUUCUUUCCAGCCAGUGUUGUUUGUUGUUUCUCUUCUCUCGCGCGGCGAAACGAAAACCCCAAACAGCGAGUGAAAAAGAGGAAAAACCCUAUCGCAUCAUCGGCUUUGUCAGAUCUGCGAGAGACUUCCAAGAGUUUCUUCUCCCCCCCACCUGAGAGGAUGAGUGUUCGAGGCGGAAGUGGCGGCGGCGGUGGGAAGGGCAAUAAUGGGAUUUCCACAAUCCCGGCGUCGUCAAGAAAGAUGGUUCAGAGCUUGAAGGAGAUAGUGAACAAUCUCUGUACCGAGCAAGAGAUCUAUUUCACGCUUAAAGAAUGUAACAUGGACCCUGACGAGGCCGUUAAUCGUCUUCUCUCUCAAGAUCCCUUUCAUGAGGUGAAAAGCAAGCGAGAAAAGAAAAAAGAGAGCAAGGACAUACCAGAUUCCAGAUCUCGUGGUGCUAAUAACACUUCAAAUCGUGGUGGUAGGGGUGGUGCAGACCGCUAUGUUGGACGUGGUGGUUCAAGCCAAUUUAGCUCUACUGACCCCGGUGGUUUAUAUGGUAAACCUGCAUAUAAGAAGGAAAAUGGGACACAUGCUUUUUCAGCCUCUUCAUCUUCGUCAUUCAGCAUGUCUGGGAAUCACACGAGUCGACGACCUACCUCAUACAGUGAUUCUGUGGCCCCAGAAAUUAAAUUGCCAAUAGUGGGCACAAGUGAUGGGAUAUCAUCAUCAACACAGCCUUCUGGAUUUCAAUCUACCUGGUUGGGGGGCCCAGGUCAUGUAUCAAUGGCUGACAUUGUUAAGAUGGGUAAGCCACAUGGCAAGGCUUCUGCUGUUCCAAGCCCCCCUCUCCAGAGUGCUAACCAUCAAAAUGUUUUGGCUUCUUCUGCCGCCACACAUCAUAAUUUGCAUUCCUUGCAAGAUCAUGCUUCCAUGGUGUCAGACAUUAAUACUGAGCCAGGAGUUUUCACAAGCCAGCAACUUCCUCCAAAUGAUGAAUGGCCUGCAAUUGAGCCACCUACUUCAAGUCUACCCUCUGUUGUAGAGGCGCCUUCAGACACUGAGCCAUAUGCAGAUCCAUCUCACUUACCCUUGGAUAGAGUUAAUCGUCAUACAAAGUACCAGUUAGAUGAGCUUCAGGUAGCAGAGGAUUUGCCUAUCGAGAUGCUUAAUGCGAACCGUGUUGGAUCUACUUCUGUGUCCAGUAGAAAUGAGCAAGAGAACAAUUCUGGAGGUCCAUCUGUCCUUGAUAAUAGCUUUUAUAAUGAAAUGAAUUCCUACCAGCCUCACAAGCAUGUUUUGGAGCAUAAUGAAGCUGAAGAUGGUAUUUCAUCAGUCACUGCAAACUUGCAGCAACUAGAUUUACAAAAGCAAGAUCAGGAAGCACCACUUGAAGAGGAUAACCCUCCUGUAAUAAUUCCAAAUCACCUCCAACUCCAUACUCCAGAUUGCUUGAACUUGAGCUUUGGGAGUUUUGGAUCUGGCACUGGUGCUGCUUUUUCAGGAUCUGGGUCAUUUGCAACUAGGCCCUUGACAAGUGACUUGGAGGAGACAUCUUCAGCAGCAGAUGUUUCAUCAAUUGGGCACUCAGACUCUCGGAAUCCUGAAUAUUAUGGGGACGAGCAUCUCAACACUACCUCGGAUGGAAAUGUAGUUCAUAGAACUGGUGGGGGCACUGUGAAUUAUGAUUCUCCUUCAGUUUCACAACCAGAGGCGUUGAAACAGGAAACCACUGAAGUUGCUCAGGGGAAUCAAUAUGCAUUCCCUUCAUCUGCAGCUGAUUUUACAUAUGAAAAUACCCAACAAUUCAAUAAUGCAUUUACUCAUCCACAGACUAGCUCACCAAUGCAGAGUCUUGCCGCUCUCUCAAGUGUAAUGCAGCAGGCAUAUACAAAUUCGUUGCCCAGCAGUUUGUUGGCUUCAUCUGUUCAGACUGCAAGGGAGGAUUUUGCAUAUUCACCCUUUCCUGUGACACAAUCAAUGCCCACAAAAUACAGCAAUGUGGCUUCUUCUAUUAGUGGUCCCACCAUGUCUAUGCCAGAGGCUUUGAGAGCAGGUAGUAUUUCUACACCUCAGCCUACUCAGACGCUGCCUGGUGCCGGCGUUGCUACAGGACCUGCUCUUCCUCAACACCUUGCUGUGCACCCUUAUUCCCAACCUACUCUUCCUUUGGGACAUUUUGCCAACAUGAUCAGCUAUCCAUUCUUGCCUCAGAGCUACACGUAUAUGCCCUCUGCUUACCAGCAGGGAUUUGCUGGUAACAACACAUACCAUCAGUCUCUGGCAGCAAUGCUACCACAAUACAAAAAUAGUGUUUCUGUCAGCAGUUUGCCUCAAUCUGCAGCUAUUCCCUCUGGAUAUGCCUUUGGGAGUUCAACCAGCAUUCCUGGGGGAAACUUUCCUCUGAAUCCACCUACUGCACCUACAGGCACAACGGUUGGCUAUGAUGAUGUUUUAAGUUCUCAAUAUAAGGACAGUAAUCAUUUGAUCUCACUUCAGCAGAAUGAUAAUUCAGCGAUGUGGGUUCAUGGGCCUGGUUCCCGAACAGUUUCUGCUCUUCCAAGCACAUAUUACAGCUUCCAGGGGCAGAAUCAGCAGCCGAGUGGGUAUCGGCAAGGUCAGCAGCCAUCACAGCAUUUCAGUUACCCGAAUUACUAUCAUUCCCAAACUGGUGGUUUGUCAAUGGAACAUCAGCAACAAAACCCGAGGGAUGCAGCAUCCCUUGGUGCCUCUCAAGGCCAACCACCAAAGCAGUCUCAACAGAUAUGGCAAAACAGCUACUAAUCUGAGUCUCAAGUCCGGUCAAGUCAAGUCACCUCCUGGUUUUUCAGGGUCUUGUAGUGAGUGUGAAAGUGGCCAAUCAUAGGCAUUCUGCGGGUCUAAUAAUCUGAUGAUUCUUCUUCAUUAAUUGGUCUGAAGAGACCUUGACUGGCUACUGCCCUGUGCCACGAGGUUGUAUUUUACCUUCUUUUUUUUCUUCUUCAAUGUCUGGUUUUGUUUAACGUAGGAACACGUGUGCUAAUUUGAUUUAGUGAACUACUUCGUUUCAUUUUAACUGUUUUUCUUCUUUUCAUAGUAGUGGAAAGUUUCUGUUCGGUUCAA